This is a messenger RNA of Polypterus senegalus (gray bichir), 764 nucleotides long. RefSeq names its product securin-like. Gene Ontology annotation, biological process: chromosome organization. The record is from RefSeq and is a predicted model, not a curated record. Gene Ontology annotation, cellular component: nucleus; cytoplasm. The transcript has 6 exons. Lineage: Eukaryota; Metazoa; Chordata; Cladistia; Polypteriformes; Polypteridae. Bases 148 to 711 code for a protein of 187 amino acids.
UCAGCGACUUGUUUAAAAGAGUCUCAUAAGGCAGUCUGUCUUCAGUUAUUGAUUUGUUUUUUUCUGCGUAUAUUUUUGUGAGAGGAAAGAUUUGCUGACGGUGACAAGUGGCCUCCGAAGAAAAGCUGUCUUUGGUGUUAUUACAAGAUGGCAUCAAUCGUUUUUAUUGAUAAGGAAAAUGGAGACCUAGGAAGUACCGCUUCUGCAAAAAUACGACCACGGCUGCAGUCUGCACCCGUCGGUGUUAAAGGCAGCAAGAUGUUCGCAAAAGCAUGUCCUACUCCUCAUCCUGGAAAGCUGAAUGGGAAACCCCCUCAGUUGAUUCGCAAGGCUCUGGGAGCAGUGAACAAAACGGAGUCGUCAAAACCAGUGGUUGAACAGAAAACCUCUUCUAUGUCAAAACCUAAAGUGUGUGCUCCAAUUGCUAAUCCCAAAACCUAUCCAGAAAUUGAAAAGUUUCAUCCAUAUAAUCCAGCAGAUUUUGAGGAUUGCUAUAGGCUUCCAGAAGAGCAGACGAUCAGUCAUCUUUGUCUUGCCCGCCUUGCAAUGCCAGUUUAUGAAGAAAAGGAUGAUCCUCUUAAUGUAGAAUGUCCAAUGAAAUUGUCUCCAGUGAAGCUCUUGAAAGAAACGUCUUGCACAGAUGUGGAUUCUUUUCUGCAAACAAUUGCUGAGCUAACGGACAUUCCACUACCAUCACUAAUGGACUACUGAAUUUAAUGUUGCUGCCUUUUAAAUUGGAGGGGUGUGGGUGUUUUUGUAACUUU